This is a messenger RNA of Coccidioides posadasii C735 delta SOWgp, 1171 nucleotides long. RefSeq names its product suppressor of los1-1 (gene SOL1). Lineage: Eukaryota; Fungi; Ascomycota; Eurotiomycetes; Onygenales; Onygenaceae. The record is from RefSeq and is a predicted model, not a curated record. Gene Ontology annotation, molecular function: 6-phosphogluconolactonase activity. Gene Ontology annotation, biological process: carbohydrate metabolic process; pentose-phosphate shunt.
AAUUAAUCACGCUCCUCUCGCAGAUCACAAUGUCAGGAACAAGCCCCCAUCUCUACACAUUCGACAACACUGAAGACCUGGCCCAGCGUCUCCGGACAUACGUCCUCCACUCCCAAAAUGCAGCCCUAAAGAGAUACGAUGUCUUCCGUGUGGCCGUCUCCGGUGGCUCUCUCCCGACCAUCCUAGCCAAAGCCUUCGUCGGUCAGCAGCCCUCCUCCGCCACCGAAGCGGGAGGAGACGACGAGAAUACUCUCAAACUCUCCCACUGGGACAUCUUCUUCGCCGACGAGCGCGUCGUCCCCCUCGACCACCCAGAUAGCAACUACAACCUCGUCAAGACCGAAUUCGUCGACAAGCUCUCCCCUACCUUCGGGCAGCCCAAGAUCCACCCCAUCGAUACCACCAACCUCAGCAACGACACUGACCCCCAAGACAUCGCCGACCUCUACCAGGAAGAGCUCAUGCACUCCUUUGCCGCAAAGGACAGCGUCAAACUGCCCGUGUUCGAUCUCAUCCUGCUCGGCUGCGGCCCUGACGGGCACACCUGCAGCUUAUUCCCGGGCCACGAGCUCCUCAAAGAAUCAGAUUCGUGGGUCGCCGCCAUUUCUGACUCGCCAAAGCCGCCGCCGAAGCGCAUCACCCUUACUCUCCCGGUCGUUACGCACGGGUUGAGAAUCGCCUUUGUGGCCACCGGCGAGGGCAAGAAGGAGGUCAUGAAGCAGAUUUUCGAUACCGAGGAAGGCAAGCAGUUACCCUGUGGCAUGGUCAACGAGAAGGCCGGAGACAGAGUGAGCUGGUUCACGGAUGGGAAAGCUACAGAAGGUGUGGCGUUCCCGAGAAAAGGCAAUCUAUAACUAAAAGUUUUCUCCUUUUCGCUUCCGGUUUUGUAGACUGAAUCGUUGUUCCUUGACUUUUGUGAAGAGUGUCCCUCUUUUAAUCCGUGGCGAGUUUCCUACUCAUCCACGACCUUUUCGUUAUCUUCUUUUGUUAUUAACCACACGCCGAAGAGCAGACUGGCAGCACGGUAGUCACAAUUUUGCUUUCAAAUUGUAGAAAUUACCCCCUUAUGUUUGUUGAUUCAAUCGAGUCGGGCUACUUUCUUUUCUCUUCAUUGUCGCAAAAGUACGAUGCAAUACACACCUUUCGAGUAAUAGCUAACAGCCGAAGCUGG